AUGCCUCUGGUGCCCACGCUGCGCCUGUUCACGGCUCUGGGUCGGAUGCAGCGGAUGGGACAUGUCGCCGUGUCCGUGCGGCUGUCCUGGGGCGUGUUGAGACUGUAUCCCUUACUAAUUCAUGCCCUUUGUAUUUUUAAGGUCAACAGCGUCAACAGCGUCCAACAGGAAGAGGGUGAUCUUACAGAUGGAAGAAAUGGAGAGAGCCACCGGCCCCUACGGCGAUCCAAGAGAAGACGGAUUAUUACCACCCUGGAGCUGGACGAGGAAGAUCAAGGACCCUUUCCCAAACUUGUUGCGGAGCUGUUCAACGAUAUGUCAUACAUCAUGUCAUUACUGUAUUUAAUCAGUGGACCUGGUGUGGACGUGCACCCGGAGAUUGGUUUGUUCUCUAUAGAAGAUCACAGGAACAGAAAAGUGUACGUUCACCGCCCUGUCGACUGGGAGACUACGCCGUAUUUCAAGGUUUACUUUGACGUUGUGGAUCACCUUACAGGAAAGCUCUUGGAUAACUCCUUGGUUUUCAACAUUAGGAUCCGUGAUGUGAAUGAUCACGCAGCCCAGUUCUCUGAGAAGGAAUUCAACAUCAGUGUGAAGGAGAAUCACAUGGCAGGUCAACCUACCUUCAAGAUGUUAACAGUUGAUUCGGAUGAAGAAAAUACUCCCUCUCAAGUCCAUUACUUCCUUAUUUCUCAAACGCCGUCGCUGAAAGAAAGCAGCUUCCAGACUGACCCGAUUGGCAGAGAAAUGCAGCUGUCAGGGUGCUGAGAUUAUGAGACUGCUUCGCGGUUUACACUGCGUGUUGGAGCGAAGGAUUCGGGAGAACCUCCCUUGACGUCCACGGCCACGGUUCACGUGAACGUGCAAGAAGGCAGCAACCACCAGCCCACGUUCACCCGGGAGAACAUACGGAUUCAGAUUUCCGAAGGCCGCACAAGCCCGAGUGUGUUACGUCCCCCGGUCCGAGAUGGGGACUUGCUGUUUAUGUCAGCCUGGAGAGGAAGAUGUCACAUACUGAAUGGCAACGAAGAGGGACAUUUUGACAUUCUGACUGACCCCGAGAUCAAUGAAGGGAUCUUAAAUGUGAUCAAGCCCUUGGAUUAUGAAACACGCCCUGCACGAAGCCUCGUCAUCGCCGUGGAGAACGAGGAGCUGCUUUUCCCCCGCGAGGGGGCCGGGUCUGGGGGCCCGGGGUGGGGGGUGGCGGCCAGCACCACUGUGAGCAUGCAGGUGACGGACGCCAACGACCCGCCAGCCUUUCACCCCCGGAGCUUUGUCAUCGGUGAGGUCGAUGGCGCCGGGCCUGGAAUUCAGCGGGGAGUUUUCAAUGCUGCAGAUCCAGACAGGGCGUUGCAUGUGUUUCCUUCUUACGACCCAGCCAGUUGGGUGACCGUUGAUGAGCUCUCGGGAACAGUUACCACCACGCAGCAAAUCCACCGAGAACCCCCUAAUGUAAAUCACAGCUUUUACAUAAUCAUCGUGCAGGCUGUUGACGAUGGCCUCCCGCCGCAGACCGGGACGGGGACCCAGAUGCUUUUCCUGUCUGCCGUCUGCGACAACGGCCCCGCUCUCCAUCCCCAUUCCCGAUACGUGGAGGUCUGCGAGUCUGCGCUGAGUGAGACCCUCCUUCUCCAGGCCGAGGAAGCCGACCUGGAGCCCUAUGCCGACCCCUUUACGUUUGAAUUGGACAAUUCGUGGGAAAGAGCAGGAGACACAUGGAAGCUGGGGGAAAAUCGGGAGAGGAUAAAACUCAGCCAGCAGAUGGGCUGUGCACCAAAGACGACGCGCCCAGGGAAGCUCCCGCCCUCCUCCGGACACAAGGUGGUCAGUGGGUACCUGAAGGCUGUCAGGCCGCUCCUGCUGACGCUGACCUUGCCACGUGUCCUCACGGCAGCCCUGGGCUGGGGUCAGCCGGGCAACCAGAGGCAGGCACCGUGA
Molecule: messenger RNA, 1938 nt
Organism: Mustela lutreola (European mink)
Lineage: Eukaryota; Metazoa; Chordata; Mammalia; Carnivora; Mustelidae
Gene: CDH26
Product: cadherin 26
Biological process (GO): cell morphogenesis; adherens junction organization; multicellular organism development
Cellular component (GO): adherens junction; catenin complex; membrane
Molecular function (GO): cadherin binding; calcium ion binding
Source: RefSeq, a predicted model, not a curated record